AUCUAUAUUCGUUCCACGAACUUCCAAUUAUGGUUGGUUAUCAAAAACGGAGAAGAGGUGCCGAUGAAGAAAGUCGGAGACAAGUUGAUCCCCAAGACCAAAGACGAGUUUGAUGCCGAGGACAUCAAAAAGGUCGAGAAUUAUGCAAAAGCAAUAAACAUGCUUUAUUGUGCCGUAAAUCCUGAUGACUACCGCAAGAUCUCUUGCUGCUCAACCGCCAAAGAGAUGUGGGAUAAACUUGAGGUGACAUACGAAGGAACGGACCAAGUACGUGAAGCCAAGAUUGACUUCCUCACCCAAGAAUAUGAGAUGUUCAGGAUGAAGGAGCACGAGAAGAUCGAUGAUAUGUUCAACCGUUUUUCCAAGAUAGUCAACGAUCUCCAUGCAUUAAAGAAGACAUACACCGACAGGGAUCUUGUGCGGAAGAUCCUACGGAGCUUGACAUCCGAAUGGCGAUCCAAGGCCGAUGCCAUCUAUGAAUCAAUCGGCACAUCAAAUGUCACCAUCGACGGUCUAAGAGGUAAUCUAAAAACCUAUGAAUCUACUAUUCUUAACCCGUCUUUGAAUGACCAAAGGAAAGGGAUAGCAUUAAAAGCCGUCAAAGAAUCAACGGUGGAUGAUUCAAGCGACGAUGAUGAAGUCAAGCUUGUCAUGAAGAAGUUUUGUAAACUUCUAAGGAAGAAAGAAAAGGUUGAUGAUGGCCAUGUGUGCUAUGGAUGUGGUGAAGCCGGGCACAUCAAGAACAAAUGCCCAAAAAGCGGAAGGAAUGCUCGGCACUUCAAAAGGCAAAGGGCAUAUAUCUCUUGGGGUGGCGACUCCGGCGACGAGUCAAUCGAUCAAGACGAGGAUGAAAUUGCCAACCUCUGUCUCUGGCGCACGAAGACCAAACCGACGAUGUACAAGAGGUAUGUACCAUUUCUUCCGACUCUUACACCUUUGAAGAAAUGCAAGAAGCACUUCAUGAACUUUAUGAUGAAUUUGUUAGCGCUUCUAAAAUAAACAAAUCGUUAAAGAAACGCCUCUCCACUCUUGAAAAUGAUUUUGAAAAUCUGGAAAAAGAUAAUGAGAA
Cuscuta campestris is the source of this 1069-nucleotide messenger RNA. Lineage: Eukaryota; Viridiplantae; Streptophyta; Magnoliopsida; Solanales; Convolvulaceae. The record is from the annotation of a GenBank genome assembly.